GUCUCUUGCAGUGAAAAGGGGCUCAAGAUAUACGUAUUUUGUUUUCUUUUUUUGUUGUAUCUGGCGAAGGUGAGAUGAUGUUCCCAAGUGUUCUUGCGCCACCCGCGAUGUAUCCGAAUCUUUUGCGUCCCGUUACUGCGCUGACUUUGCCACCGUCUUUGCAGUCCGCGUUUAGCACUCACUCUAGCUUCCUGGUGGAGGACCUGUUGAGGAUCAGCCGGCCAGCCAGUUACAUGCACAGGACAAUUCCUUCCCCGAGUGCCUCUCCCCCUGCAACUGGAACCACGACAUCUGUGGCGGACCACAUCUCCAUCUCCACCUGCAUGUCUAAAAGAACCGCCUCGCCACAAACCUCCUUACCCAACAGCGACCCCAACUACUUGAAGUUUGGGGUGAAUGCCAUCUUGGCCCCAUCACGCAACGCAUCAUCGCCACCCUUGGUGACAGACGUGCACAUGAAAAACAUUCCUUUCUCAUAUUUUGAUGGGUCGUUUCAACCGUUUAUCAGAGCAUCCUACUUCCCAGCAUCAUCUGCAGUGGUACCUAUCCCGGGGACAUUCUCGUGGCCCCUUGCAGCGAGAGGGAAACCGAGACGGGGCAUGCUGCGGCGGGCUGUGUUCUCCGAUGUUCAACGGAAAGCUCUAGAAAAGAUGUUUCAAAAACAGAAGUAUAUCAGCAAACCUGACAGAAAGAAGCUCGCUUCAAAACUUGGACUAAAGGAUUCCCAGGUGAAAAUAUGGUUCCAGAACCGACGAAUGAAAUGGCGCAACUCCAAAGAGCGCGAACUUCUGUCGUCUGGAGGAUGCAGAGAGCAAACUCUGCCGACAAAAAUGAAUCCAAACCCAGACCUUAGUGACGUGGGGACAGGGAACAAAACCUGCGAGGAUGAACUGGAGGCCUUCAGAGGCGAAUCACCGCGCCUAAAGUACUGUCACUCACACCAGACGCAUCAACAUUUCAACAGCACUGAAUCCAACCCAAUGUCACCGACCAGCUCAAGCAAACAUUCAGACUUCUCAGAAUCUGAAGAUGAGGAAAUUACAGUGUCUUAAAUUUGUACACAAGUUAUACAUUAUUUUAUAGUCCACUCGAUUUAUUUACAAAAAUGUUUUGAUAUUAUUGCAAAAGAGGAUGUCCCCUUUACAGUAACAUUGCAACACGUCUGCCCAACAUCCCUAUUUUCUGGGACAAUAUUUGGCAUGGUAUCCAUAAAAUAUUACUUGGAAUAUUUUAAUGUUACUAUAAGGUACACGUCUUUCAUACACCUCGCUGUGUUUUGGCAGCCAAUGACGUUUGUAUAUUGAUUUGUAUUAAUGUUUGUAUGUUUAUAAGCAAACACCAAGAGUGUUGUAAUCAAGAUGUAUUGAAGUAGACUUAAUGCAUUUAAUCAGACAUGUAGAGAUGUAAAUUAAAGACCUAUAUUUUGUAAAC
Messenger RNA from Alosa sapidissima (American shad), 1431 nucleotides. It is a transcript of the gene dbx1b, whose product is annotated as developing brain homeobox 1b. The record is from RefSeq and is a predicted model, not a curated record. Gene Ontology annotation, biological process: regulation of transcription by RNA polymerase II; cell differentiation in spinal cord. Lineage: Eukaryota; Metazoa; Chordata; Actinopteri; Clupeiformes; Clupeidae. Bases 75 to 1052 code for a protein of 325 amino acids. Gene Ontology annotation, molecular function: DNA-binding transcription factor activity, RNA polymerase II-specific; DNA binding. The transcript is spliced from 4 exons.